Molecule: messenger RNA, 3236 nt
Organism: Procambarus clarkii (red swamp crayfish)
Lineage: Eukaryota; Metazoa; Arthropoda; Malacostraca; Decapoda; Cambaridae
Source: RefSeq, a predicted model, not a curated record
AAAUCGAGGUUGGCGGGAAGACGGCAUUGUUUACAAGCUUACGAUGGCCGCCACACAAACUAAUCUGCGACAGUUUUUCAAGAAUAGGAAAAGCGCCCGUGACACAAAUUUCGCAAAAAAUGGCAAAAAUGCAUUAUCAGGAAUCGUUACGAAGAGGGUGCAGGCGAAGAUAGCGGAGAAGGAUGGAACGGCUGACAUUGGCGAGUUUGUGUUUGUCAGCAGCAAAUCUACUGGGCUUAAUGUAGGCCAGCGUCUGCAGACUAAAGCAGAAGAAACCUUAACCACUACAAACUGCCAUUUGAAAAAGGAAGAAAAUCUUAGACCACCAGUAACUCCAAAAAGAAAAAGGGAUGAAGAUGAAGAGACGAAACGAAAAAAGAGAAAGCAGAUUGACGAGGACAAUGGAUAUAAAACUCCAGAAGGAUCCAAGACUAAAAUCGGGGGCCAACCAGAGACUGCACAAAGAUCUGCUAAGAAGAAGCUUAUCAUGGAACCAGGAGAGGAUGACACUAAACACAAAGAUGAGAGCAAGGAAGCUCCGAGUGCUCCAUCAAAGACAACAAAGAGAGAAGGAAUUAAAUUAACACCAGAAGAGAUCAAAGAGCGCUUGGGAAAGUGUGGUAGGCUGGAUGAACUGCAUGCAAAACUUCUCAAAGUAAAUCAGUGCCAUGAGAAACUUCGACAGUUCAAGCAGAGUACAGUUACUGAUCUACGGUCAGUGGAGCCACCUUCUCCAAGUAAAGGCGCUGUCAAUGUGCAGCUCAAGAGAUUUACUACAUUGGAUGUUGAUGUUCCCCUCAGUCCACAAAAAACUCCUGUAAAAACUCCAUACAAAACUCCUAUUAAGGCUCCUGCAUAUGAACGCUUCCAACAUCUGGUUGAAACGCCAUCCGAGGAACUUUUGUUGCCAUACAAGUACCGCUUUGUUAAAGAAGUGUUCAGGGCUGUUGAUACAGUAGUCUCUCUUCUCCACAACAGACAGGAAGUUAUUACGUACAGCAAGCUGAAACCAGCUGUACAGGAAAUGUUAAGAAGAACCUUUGAGGAACACUACCUCGGGCAGAUAAAGACGGUGUUUCCUCUGGCUUAUCUCUUCAAACAAGAGAAGAACAUGAAUGUCAGAAAUACAGGAAGUGGAAAAGAAACCAAAGAUCACUACCAGUUAACAGUGGCAUGUAAUUUGGAUUACAAGCCAUAUUCCACCCAAAACCUUUCCAGGAAGUUUGAAGAAGUGGCACAUCCUCAAACACUGAAGUAUCGUAAGAUGGAUUCCAUUGUGAUGGUCGAGCGUCGAAAUAUUUUCCACAACUCUCUGGUAGACAUCUUGAGGGACCAUCAUGACCACUUCCUUCAGUCUUUGGAGCCUCCCAUCAUGAGCUGUGGCAUGAGCAUCAAGAGAUGGCAUCCAGAUUUCCUACUAGAAGAUGUGCCAGAGAUUGAGCCGUCGCCUCUGCCUCAACCUCCUGCUGUAGAGACAUUUGAUACUGCCAGAGAUAUUCUUGAUAAAGCACAGGACCUCUUCUCGGUUAAUCAGCGAAUGGAACAAGCGAUGAAAGAGGCGGCAGCAAAGACACCUGUUAAAGUUGAACCUGAGCAACCUUCAACACCUUUGGCACAGCCUGCCUACUUUUCUGCUGCCCUGAAAGGUGUCUCUAGUUCAUUACUGGAAAAGAUUCGUGCUAGAGAAGCAGCAAAGAGUGCCCGAGGCAUGACUAGAAGCAGCACUGAGAAUAAGGAGUUGGAGAUGCUGUCCAGAUUGCCAGAAAUCUCCAGAAUCAUCCGCAACGCUUUCAUCACGGAUAAGAAGGCUGCUCUUCCCUGGGAAGUUGUGGCUGGCAAAGUUGCUGCCAGCUACUCUUCUAUACUUGGUGCAAGUGAGGUAGAUAGCCACUUACAUCUGCUGAUAAAGGAGGUUCCUGGGUGGUGUACGAUUCACAAAGUCCGCAGCGGCAUCUUCCUCAAGAUCAACAAGACAGAGCAACUAAGCAAUGUAAUAGAUAAACUUGAAUCGGUGUUGAAACAACGCAGAUGAUUCCUUCUUGGGAGCUACAAUAACAUAAGUCACAUUUUUUUAGAAAACAAAUGGCAUAUAAUUUUUAUAUUUUUUAGUACGUGUAAAUGUACUUUUGAAUGCUUUUUUUUUUGUAAAAUUAAUUAAGCAGUGUUGAAAAUGUACCAAAAUUUAGUACCUUGUGGUAUUUUUGCAUGUACUGUAUAGUAAAUUGAGUAGUAAAUUAGGUAUUUAAAUUUGCCUUUUUCUUUUCUUUAGCACAAGUUUUAUUAAAACUAUUUACUUAUUUUAGUUUUGAAAUGUAUUAAAAAUAAAUUAAACAAUGUAAUAAUUUAAGUUGAAACUACAAAUUGCCUUAAUAGGAAGAUAAGUAUGUAGCACUUGUAGAUUUUUGUCUGUUGAACAUGUGAAAUUGUUAACAUGCAAAGUAUUGAAGUUGGUGAGAUCAUACAAGUUUGACUGACUUGUUGUUGGGACUCGUCCUGCCUUGUAUAAUCUUUGCCACAGUCUUGAUCAAGUGUAUAGCAUGGUGCGCUUCUUUCUAGUAAAACUAGUGCUGUAAAUUUUUUUUAAGAGGUGAAUUUCAACAUGUAAUAAAAGCUUUUUACUGCUAAACUCAAAUCUGAAAAUUUCAAGACAAUUAAUUUAACAAAUAUUAACGAACAAUUACAAUUAUUUGUUGGUAACAUAAUGGCAACUUUUCUCUCGUCUUUAUUGUACUAAACUCUUGGUGUGUAGACUUUGUAAAUGACAUUUUUGUCUUGAUAAAAUAAACAUAUUAAUGUCUGAAGAAAACGUGCACUAAAGAUACUGACAAUGGACAAAAUGUUAAUAGUUUGUGUAAAUAAGGUGCCAUCAUGAUUUUAAGGUAAUUAGCAUUGAUGUAUUAAGGCUGUUAUCUUCAGUGCUUGAGGUUAGUUGAAUGCAAACUUCAACUAAUUUUCUUAAUGGUUCCUAGUAUUUUUAUUGAUGUAGAAAUAAUACUAUUUUGAAUAUUUUAGGAAAACAAUUUUGGUAUGCAAAUAGGUUGGGAUUCCAUAAGAAAGGCUGCAUUGUGAUAAUUGUUUCAUUAUAUAUUAAUUAUAUAAGAUUCCUACUACAUUGUGUAGGAAUUUUAAGUUGACUUUUUGCUAGUUAAUGUGAAAAUGCGUGUGUAUAUAUGUAUAGGUUAAGUACAGGUUUAAGAAUUGAUUGUACAGUAUUGAUACAUGAUUAAUGUAUUAUA